AAUAUUCAAUCACUAAUUAUUAAUCCGACGGUUGUAUUGAUCGGAAGUUGGGGGCUGAGCAGUUUUCAUAUAUAUAUAUAUAUAUGGCGUUGAAAGUACUGUCGGCGCUUGACACGGCACGAACACAAUGGUACCACUUCAAGGCCAUAAUCAUAGCAGGCAUGGGGCUCUUCACAGACGCCUACGACCUCUUCUGCAUACCACCAAUCAUGAGACUCCUCGGCCGAAUCUAUUACCAGAACCCCAAACACCCCAAUGACCCCAGAUUCCAAGUCCCGCCGGCCAUCGUUUCCAUCAUGGUGGGCAUGUCCCUUCUCGGCACCGUCAUGGGCCAGCUCGUCUUCGGCCGCCUCGGCGAUCUCAUAGGCAGGCGCCGGGUCUACGGCAUGUCGCUCUUGCUGAUGGUGCUCAGCGCCAUAGGCUGCGGCUUCUCCAUUUGCACCAAGAGGGGCUGCGUUCUCGCAAGCCUGGGGUUCUUCCGGUUCCUCCUCGGCGUGGGGAUCGGCGGAGACUAUCCGUUAUCGGCCACCAUCAUGUCCGAGUUCGCUAACAAGAAGACACGUGGCUCGUUUAUAGCGGCUGUGUUUUCGAUGCAGGGUAUUGGGAUUCUUGCCAGCUCCAUGGUGACCAUGAUCGUUUGCAAGAUAUUCGAGGCGUUGUCGAGUGGUGGUAGUAGCAGUGAUGUGACGAAGAUGGCUACGCCGGAGGAGGCUGAUAUUGCUUGGAGAAUCAUAGUCAUGAUUGGUGCCAUCCCCGCUGCCAUGACCUAUUAUUGGCGUAUGAUGAUGCCUGAAACUGCCAGAUAUACAGCUCUGGUGGAGCAAAAUGUGGUACAAGCAGCCAAGGACAUGGAGAAAGUGUUAGAUGUUUCGAUGAGCCAAAUCACAGAAGACGGACCAGUCCCGAACAACCCAACACAGCUCUACCCUCUCUUCUCCAAAAGAUUCUUCCGCCGCCAUGGACGCGACCUCUUCGCCUGCUCCGCCGCCUGGUUCCUCGUCGACAUCGUCUUCUACAGCAACAACCUCUUCCAGUCCCACAUAUACGACAGCUAUCUCAAACCGGUCAACCAAGUCAGCGCCUUCAGAGACGCAUUCGACGUGGCCAAACUCCAAGCCAUCGUAGCCAUCUGCUCCACCAUCCCAGGCUACUGGUUCACAGUCUACUUCAUCGACCGAAUCGGAAGAGUCAGGAUCCAACUCAUGGGGUUUCUCGUCAUGGCCGUCGUCUACAUCUCCAUCGGAAUACCUUACUACAGCUUCUGGGACAACCACGACCACCGUACGGGAUUCAUGGUGUUGUACGGUCUGACCUUCUUCUUCGCCAACUUCGGCCCCAACACCACCACUUUCAUAGUGCCGGCCGAGCUUUUCCCGGCGAGGUUCAGGUCCACGUGUCAUGGAAUAUCUGGGGCUUCCGGGAAGGUGGGGGCCAUAGUUGGGUUAGGGUUCUUGUGGGCUUCACAUAACAGAGAGGAGGAGGGAUACCCUAGAGGAAUCGGAAUGAUUGCGUCGAUGGUGAUUAUGGGAGGAGUGUGCUUGGUGGGAAUGGUGGUGACUUAUUUUUUCACGGUGGAAACCAAGGGGAGAUCGUUAGAAGAGAAUGAGAAUGAUAUUGAUGAAGGUGAUUAUAAUAAGGGAAGGUGUUUUGUGAGAUUUUUCAAGUGUGAUUUUGGGCACACUACUACUACUACUACGUAUAACCCUCAACCUCAAUCAUCAACUUAAUUAUAUAUAUAUACAUAUAGCUCUUUAUUUUUCUUAUUAUUUCCAUACUUAGAUAUACAAUAUAUUACUUGAUUUAUAUUAUUUAUUAUUAGCAUGUAAAAAAGGGGUUUUGAUGCAAGA
Messenger RNA from Humulus lupulus (European hop), 1847 nucleotides. Its product is annotated as probable inorganic phosphate transporter 1-9. The record is from RefSeq and is a predicted model, not a curated record. Gene Ontology annotation, cellular component: membrane. Lineage: Eukaryota; Viridiplantae; Streptophyta; Magnoliopsida; Rosales; Cannabaceae. Bases 84 to 1727 code for a protein of 547 amino acids. Gene Ontology annotation, biological process: transmembrane transport. Gene Ontology annotation, molecular function: transmembrane transporter activity. The transcript has 2 exons.